AUGUCGGAGCUUCCGCAUUGUCCACAUUCUUGUGAGCGCUCCAUGGCUGUUCCUUUGCACCCUCCUGCACAACCAGAGGUUCGGACCAAGCGAGUUGAUUCAAGAAGGGACAAAGGAGGGACGCAGGCUCUCCGUAUUCUGUCCUCGGAGCGCUGGACCGGCGCCACCAAGAUCAGCUGCAGCCCUGUCUCUCGUCGCUCAAGACUGCAUCACUCCCUCUUGAACCUGCACCUUGCUAGUCCGCCAACCUCAUCCCUCUUCCAUACCUCAACAACAAAGCACAGCUCUGCAAGCACUCAGCUUGCUUCUCAAUCGACCUCUCCGCAAGCAUAUGUCUCAUUAUCUUCAAAUCCAUGGUUCAACCUGGCCUUCGAAGAUCACCUGUUCCGCACGGUCGAGCCGUCAAUACCCGUGUGUUUCCUCUACCGCAACUCGCCAUGCGUCGUGGUAGGACGCAAUCAGAACCCAUGGAAGGAGCUCAACGCAUCAGCCAUGCGAUCCAUCGGCCUGCCCAUGGUACGACGGCGUUCCGGAGGUGGUACGGUGUAUCACGAUCUGGGCAACACCAACUACUCGUUCCACAUUCCACGCGAAGCGUUUGACCGACGCACACACGCCGAACUCGUAACCCGCGCGCUCAACGCUGCCCCCGUGGGACUCGUCCAAUCACGUUCCGAUCUCGCUCGCUCCGACAUCGGCACAUACGUCAACGGACGGAACGACAUCUGCAUUCGAGUCAAGAGUGGCUUCGACCGCAGUUCAACCGCAAAGACGAAAGCAGAGGCGGACGAGCAAGGGUUCGAGGAGCGGAAGGUUUCCGGUAGCGCGUACAAGCUGGUCAACAAGCGAGCGUAUCACCACGGAACCAUGCUGCUCUCCGCGAGCUUGGGCAGUCUAGGUAGCUCGCUGAGGAACGAUCGUGGGGAACUGCUGGUGACGAAGGGUGUAGCAUCGGUGCCUGCACCUGUGGCAAAUCUGUCCGAUGCUUUCCCGGAUCGAAAAGCGAUGCUCAGCCACGACAUAUUUGUCCAAGCUGUCGUCGCCGAGUUCCACCGAACCUAUCCCAAUCCCCAAUUGAAUGCACCAGCAGCAAUCGAAGUGGAUGAGUCGAGCCUGGACGAUGCACAACUGAAUCAAGGUCGGUGGAAGUUGAAGGAGAACUUUGACGAACUGCAGAGUUGGACGUGGGUGUUUGGACAGACGCCCGAAUUCACGCAUCGUGUAUCGAUGCACGAUGCAUCGGAGGUCGGUUCAGAGGACGGAAGAGGUUGGGGUCCAUUCUCUGUGGAGAUCCAUUCCAAAGAGGGGAUGGUGUUGGAUGCAAAACUGACAGAUGCCAGGUUUGACGAUGCAAAGGUGGAGAGGGAGGUGCGCGGUCUGAUCGAGGGGUUGAAAGGGAGAAGCAUUGCCAUCGUCCGUUCGUACCCAAGAGCAGCACGAAGCUCUCCACGCUACUCUCUAUGCGUUCUGCUCGUGAUACGGCGCACAUCCGACAUGGGUCCAUACCGUUCUCGCCUCGUUGCCAAUGGACUGGCCUUGGAGAGUCUGAUGCGACAAAGAGAACAACCUGAACCCUCUUUUAUCGAGGCUCUAGAGAGGAAAUAA
Messenger RNA from Pseudozyma hubeiensis SY62, 1605 nucleotides. RefSeq lists its product as hypothetical. The record is from RefSeq and is a predicted model, not a curated record. Gene Ontology annotation, biological process: protein lipoylation. Gene Ontology annotation, molecular function: lipoyltransferase activity. NCBI's taxonomy places the organism in Eukaryota, Fungi, Basidiomycota, Ustilaginomycetes, Ustilaginales, Ustilaginaceae. The transcript has 3 exons. Gene Ontology annotation, cellular component: cytoplasm; mitochondrion. The coding region runs from base 1 to 1605 and encodes 534 amino acids.